CCUCGGGUGUUUUGGCUGAACAGUCAGGGAAACCAAAUCACAGCUGAAUCUACAAACAGUGCCAAAGGUUCUGAUGGCCUCUAUACUGUCAGCAGCACUGUGACUGUGAACAAGAGACAGACUUACAGUCUCACCUGCAGAGUCCAACAGAAGAACAUCAACCAGACUGAAGAAGCACAUAUCCAUGUAUCAGAAAUCAGCAUACAUGAUGAGGAUGAAAAUGAACUACAUCAAACAGAGAUGGAGGAAAAAUUACAGAAAGAAUGUGAGGAAAACUUGAAGAGGCUUGAAGAGGAGUUGCAGAACAAUGAGGACGACUUAAAACAUGUCAGACAAACCAUUGAAAAACUGAUGGAGCAGAAGACAUCUCUGAAGAAGCAGAGCGAAAAACUCAACACACUACUGCAGGAGGACAAGGCAGGGAUGAAAGAGAUCACAAAAAAAGAGACAGAAACCCAAUUACUUGACAAAGAGAAAAAAAAGAAUAAGCGUGAAGAUAAAAAAAUUGACCUGGAAAUUAGAAUAGAAGUACAUGAUGGACUGUUAAAGAUGACAGAAAAGCUAAUGGAGGAAACGGAGAACAUUAUAAUCCAAAUGACAGAAAGAAAGGGAGAGCUAGAAAAAGACAAGGAACAAAUUAUUAAACACUUGAGAGAGAAAUAA
Neolamprologus brichardi is the source of this 663-nucleotide messenger RNA. NCBI's taxonomy places the organism in Eukaryota, Metazoa, Chordata, Actinopteri, Cichliformes, Cichlidae. The record is from RefSeq and is a predicted model, not a curated record.